AUGCGCUUCGGCAUGUAGCCUACCUUUGACGCAUCUUCAAAUUUAAAACUUAUUUUUCGUACUCUGUCUUGUAUUUGUUUUUGUCUGCUCUAGUCCUUUACGUGUCUAACAGUAUCAUCUUACCGAGGAUUGUUUUGGAUUGGAUUGGUUUUCGAUAUAUUCGACAUUUUUCGCCGCAUCUGCUUGUCUGUGUUAAAUUCGCAAACAACAAUGAUUUACAUUGCGGAAUUACUCGCAAAACUGAGAAAAGGCAAAGGAGCAAUAUAAUUUAUCUGAGUUCGAUGUAACUGCUAAAUGAGGCUAUGGACACAGAGGAUUCAGAGGAAGAUGUGGGGACGAUGGAGUGUGAACGAUUAAAACCAGAUAAAGCAACCUCUCCAUCACCUUCAAUCACAUCUCUACAAAGCGAGCAGUCACUGGAUCGACCGAUUCUGUUCAAAGAUGGAUCUCAGAGUUUUCGGGGCAAUAAAAGGUCAAGACAAGGUCAAUCAGCAUCUCCAGCACCUUCAUGUACAUCUCUACAGAGUGAGCAGUCACUGGAUCGACCGAUCCUGUUCAAAGAUGGAGCAGAAAGUACAAGGAGAAAUAAAAGAUUGAGACCAGAUAAAGGAACAUCUCCAGCUCUCUCCUGCACAUCUCUAAACAGUGACCAGUCAUUGGAUCGACCAAUACUGUUCAAAGAUGGAACUCAGAGCAAUGAAAGGUUGAGACAGAGUCAAGCAGCAUCUCCAGCACCUUCAUGUACAUCUCUACAAAGUGAGCAGUCACUGGAUCGACCGAUUCUGUUCAAAGAUGGGGCAGAGAGUUUGCUUAGGAAUGAAAGAAUGAGACCAGAAAAAACAACAUCUCCAGCUCCUUCAUGUACAUCUCUACAAAGUGACCAGUCACUGGAUCGACCAAUACUGUUCAAAGAUGGACCACAGAGCUUGCUUAGGAAUGAAAGAAAUGCCCACCUGGAGGGCAAAACAAGGCUUUCCUCCAUUGCCUGCUAG
This is a messenger RNA of Megalobrama amblycephala (Wuchang bream), 992 nucleotides long. RefSeq lists its product as uncharacterized. The transcript is spliced from 8 exons. Lineage: Eukaryota; Metazoa; Chordata; Actinopteri; Cypriniformes; Xenocyprididae. The record is from RefSeq and is a predicted model, not a curated record. The coding region runs from base 303 to 992 and encodes 229 amino acids.